Messenger RNA from Polistes dominula (European paper wasp), 4590 nucleotides. RefSeq names its product equilibrative nucleoside transporter 1-like. Gene Ontology annotation, molecular function: nucleoside transmembrane transporter activity. Lineage: Eukaryota; Metazoa; Arthropoda; Insecta; Hymenoptera; Vespidae. The record is from RefSeq and is a predicted model, not a curated record. Gene Ontology annotation, cellular component: plasma membrane. Gene Ontology annotation, biological process: nucleoside transmembrane transport.
UAACAACAAGUUGAUAUAAUGAAUUUUAGUAUAACUAUAUUAUAUGCCAGCGAAACCGGAACAGCUCAAGAUGUGGCCGAACAAAUCUGGAAAAGUGCCAAAAGGAAAGGAUUGAACAGCACAGUAUCUGCAUUAGAUGAUUAUGAUUUAAUUCAUUUUGGUUUGGAAGAUGUAAUGGUCUUUGUUGUUGCGACAACUGGGCAAGGAGAUCCUCCUGAUAAUAUGAAACAGUUCUGGAGAUUUUUGUUACGCAAAAGUCUUCCUCCUUCUAUGCUUAGUAAUGUUAGAUAUGGCGUCAUUGGUCUUGGGGAUAGUUCGUAUAAAAAAUUUAAUUUCGCUGCUAAAAAGCUUAAUAAAAGACUAGCACAACUUGGCGGAAUAGAACUGUUGCCGAUAGGUCUAGCGGAUGAUCAACAUGAUUUAGGUAUAGAUGCCGUUCUUACUCCCUGGGUAAAGAAAUUUUGGGAAAAGAUUGCUUCUAUUUAUAAUAUUCCUGAGAUAAAUAUUAAUGAUAACGUUGAAGGAAUAAUUGAAAGAUACAAGGUUACUUUACUUGAUGAUAGUAAAGAAAAAUCAUUAAUGGAAACAGUUCAUUAUUUGGAGACUGAUAUUUAUACACGAGAAAUGGAUCUAAAAGAUGAAAUGAAACUAGGUACUGUUAUCGAAAAUACAAGAACUACUGCUGAAGAUCACUUUCAAGAUGUUAGAUUAAUUAAAAUUCUAAAAGAAGAUAUUAUGUACGAACCAGGAGAUAUAAUUUAUGUAAGACCAAAGAAUUCUCUAAAACAGAUAGAAAAAUUCUUUAAAGUACUGAAUGACAAUAACAUCCUACUUUAUCCUGAUAUGAUUGUUCAAGUGUCGGAAAAAGAAAUAAAAGUACCUUAUGUUUUAAGACAAACUUUAACCCUUGGAGAAAUUGUAGCACAGUAUUGGGAUUUGUCAUACAAACCACGAAGAUCUACCUUUGAAGUAUUACAUCAAAUUAGCGAAAAUGAUUUGGAAAAAGAAAAGCUUCACGAAUUCACCAUACCCAGUGGUCAAGAAGAAUUAUACAGUUAUGUUAAUAGACCACGAAGAAAUAUUAUUGAAGUUUUAGCAGAUUUUCCGCAUACUACGAGUAAAUUAAAUAUCCAAAUAUUAUUUGAAAUCAUGUCACCGAUUAAACCACGUGCUUUUAGUAUUGCAUCAAGUAUGAGAAGUACAAAAAAUGAAAUACAUAUAUUAGUUGCCGUUGUUAAUUAUAAAACAAAACUAUUAGAACGUAGAUUAGGGCUAUGUUCAAAUUGGCUAGCAAGUUUAAAAGUUAAUAGUAAAAUCAUCUUUUGGAUGCGUAAAGGAACUUUUAUUUUUCCAUCAAACGUGCCAAAAAUUCUUAUUGGACCUGGUACAGGCGUUGCACCAUUUAGAUCGUUACUUUUAGAGAAAGCUGCCACAAAACAAGAUCUCAGCGCAUGUUUAUUAUUUUUUGGAUGUAGAUACAAAGAAAAAGAUUAUCAUUGUAAAGAAGAUUUCAUUGAUUUAGCCAGGACAAAUGGUCUAAAAUUGUUUACUGCCUUUUCUCGAGAUCAAGAGGAUAAAAUAUACGUGCAACAUAUUAUACGUGAAAAUAAAUCAUUGUGCUGGGAAUUUCUUCAAAAUGGCGCUAAUAUUUACUUGGCGGGCAUUUAUAAAAAUAAUUAAUAUUUAUGUAUUAUAGGUAGCGAACCUGUACGUCUUUCACCAGGUUGGGAAGGAACUGGAAGACCUGACGACGAAUUAAAUUUUAAAGGUGUAACUAUGGAUCAAGCCGAUUUAGAAAUAAAUCCUCCAAGUGACAGAUUAAAUUUAGUGUUUUCGAUACUAGUACUUCAUGGAAUUGGUAUUUUAAUGCCAUGGAAUAUGUUUAUAACAGCAAAAGAUUAUUUUGUCAAUUAUAAGUUAUCCAAAGAAUAUACAGAUAUUGAGAGUAAUUAUUCGACACAUUUUCUCUCAUAUCUGGGAUUUGCUUCGCAAAUUCCAAACUUGUUAUUUAAUUGGUUAAAUAUAUUUAUGAAGCUCAGUGGAAAUUUAACAACACGUAUAGCAUGGAGUAUCUUUACACUAGUUCUUAUAUUUGUAUUUACCGUUAUAUUGGCAAUGACAGAUAGUUCUAAAUGGCCUGGGGUUUUCUUCUGGAUUACAAUGGUUUCCGUUGUAGUGCUAAAUACUGCUAAUGGAAUUUAUCAAAAUUCGGUAUUCGGAAUGGCUGCUAAACUUCCUAGCAAAUACACAGGGGCUGUUAUUUUGGGUUCGAAUAUAUGUGGAACGUUCACAGCUUUAAUCAAUCUUAUUUCUCAAAUUAUGGCACCAAAUGCGCGAACUGCAGCUAUUUAUUAUUUUAUAACAGCUUUAUUUAUUCUUCUAGCUUGUUUCGACACAUAUUUUGCUCUUCCCUUAAACAGAUUUUAUAGAUACCAUGAAUUACUCAACCAGAAGGAGUUGAAUAAAAGACAAUUGGAAAGUAGUGCAAGAGGGAAAACAGAAAAAAUACCUUAUUGGAAAAUAGUAUCACAAUGCGCACCGCAACUUUUAAACAUAUUUCUUGUCUUUUUUGUUACUCUUGCUUUAUUUCCUGCUGUUCAAUCUGAUAUAAAAGUAUCAAACACAGAUUUUAUAAUUUCACCUGAUUUUUAUGUUAGCGUUAUGUGUUUUCUGACUUUCAACAUUACCGCUAUGAUUGGUAGCUCCAUUGCAUCUAUCGUUCAAUGGCCUAGCGAAAAAUAUCUGAUAAUACCAAUUAUUUUACGAAUAUUCUUCAUACCGUUGUUUCUUUUCUGUAACUAUCGACCGGCGGAAAUAACAAGAUAUCUGCCAGUGUUUAUUACAAAUGAUUGGGGAUAUUUGGUUAUCGGCAUUUCGAUGGGUAUCUCUCAUGGUUACCUUUCAUCUAUUGCAAUGAUGUAUUGCCCCAAAAUGGUAGAUCAACAAUACUCCUCAGUAGCUGGUAUGUUUGGUGCAGCUUUACUGAUUACUGGUAUUUUUAGUGGAGUCUUGUUUUCUUUUGUUAUGCCAAUGAUCAUAUCUUAGAGAGCAUUGGAUAUUUUAUCAUUGGAUAUUUUGACAUUUAUCGACAAACAUCGUUUGGAAUUAUUUUCUAAGAUUUCAGUUAAUGCCAAAGAUCGUUAUUAUUUUAAUUCAACAUUUUGUGUUACUAAUUAGAAAUGAAUGAAAAGAUCAAAGGUACAUGGUUAUUAUCACAAAUAAUAUAUUUCGAUAUAAUAACUUGUUCAAAAUAUCAUAAUAAAUUGGACCAAUCAGCCUUAAUGAGGACAAAAUUAUAUAUGUCAUAUUAGGUUCUACAGAAAUGCCUGAAUUAAAUAUUACAAAGCCGCUGGAAAGUAAGCACAUAAUUUCAAUUUCUCUAAAUUCUACGAUUAAGUAAUUCCAACUGUGAAAUGAAAUUUAAAACGUAUCAUCUCUCGUUUCAUAAAAACAUUUUUUUCUUUUUUAAAUAGAACGAUCUGAAGCAACAAAAAAAUUGUUAAUAGAAACAAAUUUUGAACAAGCAUUUAAACUGCUGUUAUUUGUAUUUUAAAAUUACACAUCACACAUGUUUAAUAAAUAUGUCGAGUACCCAUCAUAAAUCGGAUUUGUUUCCUGUGAGGCCCAGAAUUCAAGUUCGACUGUCGUUUGACAUAUUAAUCAAUAAUAUAUCUACGCUUAUAAUUAAUCUAUUUGCUUUAAUACUAUAAAUGAGAUUAUUUUAUGUAACAAUUUUCUUUUAUCUAACUUUUAAUUUCGAUAGAGGAGCCCCCAUGGAAACAACAAAGAUUUAGGUGGACUUAGUGUUCGACUAUUACAAUACCCCUUUAUGUAUUUGCAUGCUAGGAGAUGAAAUAGAAGAAAUUGAAUUAUUAAUAAAUUUAUAGUUUGUGAUAUGAAUGUUAAUAAUAUUAUACACUCAUAAGGUUGUAGUGUUUUAUAUAUUUUUACUUUUUAUUUCUUGUUGAUUAGUCAUUUGUAAUUGUUCUACUUAUUUUCUUUUUUUAUCUUUGUUACACAUAAAUGUGACACUUAUUUUACACGAAAAUAUACUCAAUAGCAGCAGCAUCAUAAUAUGUUCUUAGAUAAUCAUUAUGAAGGAUAACAUCACAAGUUAUCUUUUUUUUUUAAAAAGCCAUUAUAAGUGACCAAACAUAGUACAUAAGAAAAUAGUAAAAUUAAUACGAAUAUGUCUACGCGACUGUAUUAUUCUAUACGAGUAAAUGAUUCAUGAUAAAACAGACAAUAAUGUUACAUAAUACGCAUGCAAAAUUAAUAAUGAAAAAAGUAAAAAUUAUUAUAAACAGAUAGCCAUCUUUUUUUUUCAAACAAUUUAGAUAUCACAUGCUUGCAUUUUUUUACAAGUCUUAAGAUCAAUCAAGAAAUUUACAUUAUUUUCAUAAUAUGGCAAUCGAAAAAAUUUCUUACACGACGAUAAUAUUAAUAACAUUUCGAAAGAAUAAAAGUACCAAAGAACAUGUAAUAAUUCAUGACUUUACAUGAUACUUUAUAGAUUUUUUCUAUAUAAAAAGUAGAAAUGGUACGUUGAAGAUGAAAUUGAAACAGAGAUUUACAAUAUAUAGUAAAAAU